AACACAUUUUUCCCUAGAGCUACAGUUCUGCAGCAAGUUGGGAUCCAAAUGUUAUUAUAUUUGCACUGAUCAAAGGUCAUUCUUUAACACAAUACCAAACUAAACAGAAGAAAAAUAUUUUGGAUAAAACUCACAGUUGUCUUGGCAAACAUAACAGAGUAGGAGUGAUGGGGAAGGAAGAAAUGGAGGCGUAUGAAAAGGUACGUCAGACAAUGAUCACGGAGGAUGUAUAUGAGAGAAAGGGCGGAGUGGCCUUCGAUCUAACUUUCCUCACUGCGGAAUCAGCACUAAAGCUGCCAACCAGGCCUCCUAGCCGACUGACCAGUGACAAAAAAGAGGAUUUUGAAAAGUGGAGAGAAAACCAAGAGAAGACACAGGCCAAAAAACAAGAGCGGGCCCAGCAGAAAAGAGAAGAGGCCAUCGUGCAGAAAAAAAUUGAAUGCGCCCACAAGGAAAUGGAGCGACUUGAAAAAUAUGCCAACAUCAGUGAUUAAUUUUGUAAAUAUGAAGUGGCAUAAAAUUUACUCCUGGCAGAACAUUUGAUGUAGAUGGUCUGGCGAAAAAUAGACUGGCAUAGCAUAAACCCAAAGCAUAUUACAAUCAUGCAUUUCUAAACCAUAAACCUUUUGGCCCCGGAGAGAGGACACCAGAGCUCUUUUCCCUCUGCUCUUUUUGGCUGUUAAUUUACUCUAUUCUUUUUUA
Saccostrea cuccullata (small rock oyster) is the source of this 702-nucleotide messenger RNA. RefSeq lists its product as uncharacterized. The record is from RefSeq and is a predicted model, not a curated record. The transcript has 3 exons. Lineage: Eukaryota; Metazoa; Mollusca; Bivalvia; Ostreida; Ostreidae. Bases 168 to 494 code for a protein of 108 amino acids.